Pantherophis guttatus is the source of this 746-nucleotide messenger RNA. The record is from RefSeq and is a predicted model, not a curated record. NCBI's taxonomy places the organism in Eukaryota, Metazoa, Chordata, Lepidosauria, Squamata, Colubridae.
AGACAGCCCCAGCCAAGAAGAUGGAAGCCACGCUGGGCUACUGGAAUAUCCGAGGGUUGGGUCAUUCCAUUAGACUGCUCUUAGAGUAUACCAAGACCACCUAUAAAGAGAAACGGUAUGUUCUUGGUAGAAAAGUGCAAAAGAAUGAACUGAAAUCAAAAAAUACUCCAAAGCAAGUAGGAAUGUUUGGCAUUGUUCCUAAUAUGGAUAUGACUGAAUGGACAAGUGUGAAGGAGAAGCUGGACUUGGACUUCCCAAAUCUCCCCUAUCUUAUUGAUGGUGACCAAAAGAUUUCCCAAAGCAAAGCCAUCCUGCGAUACAUUGCACGCAAGCACAAGAUGUGUGGUGAGAGUGAAGAAGAAACGAUCAGGAUGGACAUGUUUGAGAACCACCUCAUGGAUUUCCGUAUGAGCUUUGCAAAAUGGUGUUACAGUCCAGAUUUUGAAAAACUAAAGCCUGACUAUUUGGAAUUACUACCUGGGAAACUCAAGCUGCUCUCUCAAUUUCUGGGAGACAGGCAGUGGUUUGAAGACAGAAAGCUCACCUACAUAGAUUUCAUUGCUUAUGAUGCGUUAGAUAUACAUCAAAUGCUGGACCCAAAAUGCUUGGAUCAGUUCCCAAAUCUGAAGGAGUUCCUUCAUCGCUUUGAGGCCUUGGAGAUGAUUGCUCCCUACCUGGAAUCAAGUCGCUGCAUCAGAAGGCCCAUCUUUUGGAGUUGUGCCACGUGGGGCGGCAACAAAAUCUAG